AGGGGGCAGGCACAGGUAUAGGUAAGAGCAGAGUAUAUCUGUAUGUGAGAGGGUGGAGUGCCAAUGUGUGAAUGCACAGCUAUCUGUGUGGCUGCCCAGAGGAGCAGCAGCCCAGUACAACACAGCAGCGUACACGUGUGAGGGCAGCUUUGCUUGAAUCAGGUCUGGUGGUGCUUCAAGAGACCUUGUUAAGGUCCCUUGCAACCAUGGUGAAGUCUAGAAGGGUGCAGGUGCUUCUGAUCCUGGUGGUUAUGUCCUUCCUUCUGAUCUACUUUCUACCGUGCAGCAACAAUGCCCCCAAGGAAGAAAAACCCUCUCCGGUCCACAUCCUCAUUCUCUCCUCCUGGCGGUCAGGAUCUUCCUUCACUGGACAAAUCUUCAGCCAGCACCCCAGUGUCUUCUACCUGAUGGAGCCUGCGUGGCACGUGUGGGUUAAGAUGUACCAGAACAGUGCCAAAGUCUUACGCAUGGCGGUGCGGGACCUAGUCCGGUCAGUGUUUCUGUGUGACAUGUCUGUGUUUGAUGCUUACAUGUCUAGCCAGAAGAAAAAGUCUGAUUUAUUUCAGUGGGAGUCAAGCCGAGCAUUGUGCUCCCCCCCAGCCUGUGACUUGUUCAGUCGCAGUGACAUAAUCACUGCAGACAACUGCAGAAUAAUCUGUGGCGAGUACCCAUUCAGCAAGGUGGAGGAAGCCUGUAAAACCUACAGCCAUGUUGUCAUCAAGGAGGUUCGGUUCUUUGACCUGAAAGUUCUCUACCCUCUUCUCACUGAUCCAUCCCUGAACCUCAAAAUCAUCCACUUGGUCCGUGAUCCUCGAGCUGUGUUCAGGUCCCGAGAGAAUACAGUGGCAAACCUGAAACGUGACAGUGACAUUGUUGUGGGGUCCCAGGGGACCCAGGGAGAAAUGGGACCCUACAACACAAUGGAAGUGAUCUGCAAAAGCCACGCUGAGAUUUACAAUGCAGGCAGCCAAGCCACUCCCAGCUUCCUGAAAGAUCGCUACCUGCUGGUUCGCUAUGAAGACAUAGUCAGAGACCCCCUAGCAAAGGUUGCUCAGAUGUACAGGUUUGCAGAACUCCAUUUCACACCUGAACUUCAGAAGUGGGUGCACAACAUCACCCAUGGGAAGGGACAGGGAGCAAAAGCCUUUGAUAUUGGGUCCAGAGAUGCGCUGAGAGUAUCCCAGGCCUGGAGGAAGGCCCUUCCCUUCCAGAAAAUAGAGAAAGUGCAAAAUCUGUGCAAGGAUGCGAUGGACUUGCUGGGCUACAGGCUUGUUCAGUCUGAAAAAGAGCAAAAAAAUAUGUCGCUGGAUCUUUUGUUUGCCCGGAACUCCUCUGAGUAACGAAUUCUGAAGGCAGAAAAGCUGCUGUCUGCACCUACUCUCUGAAGGCUGCCAAGUGGAGAACUGUUUACUAAAGCAAAGGAGGGUGGAGGUGCAUGCACAUGUGUGUAAGAGUGUGCACACGGAUGUGCUGUUCAAGGACAAGUGACACAGGAACCCUGACUCAUAAGAGCUUUCUCAGCGGCAGAGGGUCACCCUCCAAGGCCCCUGGAAGCUUUGCCGCAAUGGAGGUGGAAGAAACACAAACCUGUUUUCCAAAUUAAGUCCCUGAUUUACGCAAAAGAGGAAGUAUGUAUAGGGUGGAGCAAAGAGAAUGCUGAAGGAGAGGGACCAGACAGCAGAGCUCAAACCCCUCACAGACCACAGCCAAAUAC
This is a messenger RNA of Columba livia (rock pigeon), 1714 nucleotides long. RefSeq names its product carbohydrate sulfotransferase 4. Lineage: Eukaryota; Metazoa; Chordata; Aves; Columbiformes; Columbidae. Gene Ontology annotation, cellular component: trans-Golgi network; Golgi membrane. Bases 72 to 1340 code for a protein of 422 amino acids. The record is from RefSeq and is a predicted model, not a curated record. Gene Ontology annotation, biological process: keratan sulfate proteoglycan biosynthetic process; carbohydrate metabolic process; N-acetylglucosamine metabolic process. Gene Ontology annotation, molecular function: N-acetylglucosamine 6-O-sulfotransferase activity. The transcript is spliced from 2 exons.